Anopheles funestus (African malaria mosquito) is the source of this 3467-nucleotide messenger RNA. RefSeq lists its product as uncharacterized. The record is from RefSeq and is a predicted model, not a curated record. The transcript is spliced from 2 exons. The coding region runs from base 1054 to 1935 and encodes 293 amino acids. NCBI's taxonomy places the organism in Eukaryota, Metazoa, Arthropoda, Insecta, Diptera, Culicidae.
GAGUAAAGUCCGGUUUGGAUGCGCCAAAAAUUGUAUCCUACUUAUCUCUACUUACUACUACUACUACACUUUGUUCCGGUACGCAUUAUGAAAGUGGAUAUGAUCGACUUGUUCUGUGUCUGUGUAUUGGUUGACUGCACUAUUUUGCACCAUCUUUCAGUAUUCCGAUGAUUAUACCUUUUGUUUGUGUUUGUAUGGACGGGUAUGUAACGUUUGGAACGUUUUUUUGGUUUUCUUUUUUUUCAAUAUUUCACAAGCAAAUGAACGGUUUUGGGUUUUUUUUCUUUUUAUUAUAGAACUGUGUGCAAAAACAAAAACAAAACCAUUUCACAAGAUUGGUAAAAGCAAAUGGAAAUGUGUUUUUCUAGGUGUUUUCUUUUCUGUUAUUUGUUCUGUAUUUUGUUUAUCGGUUUGAUUGUGUUUUUUUUUGUUUAUACGCAAUGAUUUAGUUUUGCUCUGUGGCAUUUUGGACAUGACAGUUUUGUGAUACAUGAUGAAUGUCAUUUUGCUAGCCUGCUCACGCAAAUAUCAAUAUAAAUAUAUAAAUAUAAUACACACUCGGAAAUAACAAAAAAAAACAACAAAACCUCUUCUGCAUACUGCAUACUUUCGGUUAUGGUUCACCACUACCCAAGUUCCGUUCCGUUUUGAUCAGUUUCUGUUCCUUUUUUCUAUUCUUCCCCCGCAAUUUUUGGCUAACGGUCUUGAUGAGUGAUGCUGAAGACGAUGCCCGUUCUGCGGACAUUCGGCAAUCACGUAGCAUAGCGGGAGCGCGACCUGCCCGUAUCCCCGGUGUUGCCCCCGGCCGCAACGGCAUCUGGCGGUGCCGGCAGUCGCGCAAGUGGUAGUGGUAUUGGUGACGGUGACACCCAUCACGACAUUUACUACUAUCAUCCGCGGCACGACUGCCAAAGCCACAGCCUCGAACAUAGCUACGAUAGCGAACACAAAAAAGCACACAAACAACAGCAACAGCAACACAAUCACUAUGCCACCUAUCACUAUACGGGCAAAUCUGGCCACCAUCAUCCACCUCACCAUCAUCACCAGUACAUGUACAACAGCAACAACAACAACAACAACCCCAACAACCCCAACAACAACAACACUAACCACCCCAACCAAGCGAAUGGCAUCGGUAAUGGCGUCGUCAGCAAUCAUUCGAAAGGUCGCUCGAAAGCUUCGUCACAUGCGAAGCGCAACGAGUACGAACGUGGCCCGUCCGCGAACGGUAAUACCACUGCACCCAACACUACCACCACCGCGGCGAGUCACCACGGUGCCGGAAGUCCAGCCGGUACCGUGGAGCUCGCCGUCAAGCCGGCCAAGUCAGGCCGCAAGCUGAGCUGCGAGCUGUUCGAAUCUCCCAACUACGGUGACCCGAAACCAAGCACCAAGCACACGAAAAGCAAAUCACAAUCACAAAUGUUGCUUCUGCCAACACCAACCAACACCGCGACACUGCCCGCACACAUGCUCUCCACGGCACCGGCACACGCUCCUUCCUUUCACCGCCCGUCGACCGGUUCCGCCCGGUCCGAUUCGCGCGAAAGUUCUCCCACCUCUCCAUCGCCGCCUCCGCUUCCACCUUUACCACUCGGUGGACAUUUGCCACAUAUCGGGGCAACGAAUGGUGGUGGUGGUGGUGGUGGUAAUGUUGCCAAACAACAGCAAAGUGUGCAAAAUGGCAAACAAACAUCACCGGCACAAUCGCCCACGAUCGCCAGACGCUAUCAGGCGAAUAAUAAUGCAAAUAAAUCACACUACUACCACCAACACCAUCAGCAACCCCAAACGUCACCACUAACGCCACCGGCAAUGCAACAACAGCAGCAGCAACAAUCACACUACACAAAAAAACACACUCAGAAACAUCAGCAACAGUCGCCGGUAAAUAAUAGUGGCAAUGGGCACGGUAGCAGUCGGGCCAGUUAGUUGCAGAACCAGCAAGUGACAGAUACUACAAAGCAGGCAAGACCAAUUGACCGGGGAUGAACGAUGGACGAAUUGCAAAUGGAAGAAACAUGCUUGAAGAUGGGGAACUGAACGGAACAGGGUGAACGGUGGCAAAAUUGUGAAAACGCCAACGAUCAAACGAGAUCUCCAUUCCAAAUGGAGGCAAAUCACAAUAUGAGUAGUAGUGGCACAAUGAAAAACGGGGGGAAAAUACAUGAUGGUCAAUUUCUCUGGUGCAUUGGUGCAACAAUUGUGUUGUGCACGGACAGUAGGGACAGACCCAGAGACCCAGAGAAAGAGAGAGAAAGUAAGAAAACAGAAGCACCAAAAACAUACUUCUUUGUACAGUGUUACACACAAGUGGUCGCUUCUGGCUAAGUCCUUCGGAUUGUACCAAUAGCACGAUUCCCGUACCACUUCCCGAAAGGGACACUUUUGCUUACCGUGGUACUACUGUGGUGGCCUGUGGUAAAUGCGUUGUUCCAUCGUUUGUUUGCAAUGGUUCGAAACAGUCCUGCCAGAGCUGGAAAAAGACCUGGACACAGAGUAUUUUCCGAUUGCCGAGAGUGGACAGCUUCCCGAGACAAAGUGUAGUGAGGAAUAAGUUUUGGAAGGAUAAUCUUGAAAGUGGGACACCAACAACAACAAAUAAAAAAAAAACGUAUAUACUCAGACAUACAUACACAUACACAGAGAAAAGUAGUUGACAAACAGAAGAAGCAGAGAUGUAAUAUUUACAUACACUCAUCGGUGUGCUAUAAAAACCAGACUCUACAACAAAGGCAACAUGAUUUAUGAGUACAUUAGGAAUGUGUAGAUAAUCGUUUCAGACAAAAUGGAACUGAAGAAUGGAGGCGCAUAUGAAAAAACAAACAAACAAACAGAAAAAAAACACACACACACGUACACGCGUAAUAAUGGCAAAUUAUGGCACUGCUUGGUUGGUUUGCUUACACGGCAAAGGUGGACAUCCGGUAUCCUUCUUCCCACAGUUUCCGAUUUUCCCAAAAAAAAACCCCUGAUUACGCAGUAUGUCUUAAGCGCAGUUUUCUUGCAUUCUAAAAUCAUCAACACACAUCACGUCAACGGUGAACAAUUAGGGACAAAUCAAUGGUUCGCUAAUCAACCGUAGUACAAUGGCGUCACAUUAAUGGCACACGCAAAAACACUUUACUCUUUUAAAAUGUUUAAAAUAUUGCAUCGUAACGGACAAAGCACAAAGCUUCACCACGUGGUGGCAGAUGCAAUUCUGCUGAAUACAAACGCUUAUCAUCUCACGAUCAUGUUGUUUCACUAACCGUUACAUUUAUCAUUCGAUUUUUUUUAAUUUAUUUUUAUUACUUUAAUUUCUUUUUAUUUUAAAUAUUUUGGUUUUAAAUAUGUUUGCUACGUUAACAUUUAUUUCAUGUGAAAAGACUGUAGAUUAAAAUUAAUAAUUAAAAAUUUUAGCACACGCAUAGUCUUCCUUUGAAUGGCAUUAAAGGCAAGCCAUAAAAGACAGACAUCAAUGU